AUGAGUCAAGAAGAGGAUGAGGCAGACAUUGACUAUUACGACCUCCUCGGCGUUCCUCAAGACAGCACGAACGAAGUAAUUGACAAGGCAUAUCGUCGAAGAGCCAGAAAAUACCACCCAGACAAAAACCGCGAUAAUCCCGAAGCCGCAACGAAAAUAUUUCAUCAAAUAAGUAAGGCUUACGAAAUACUUACAAAUCCACAAAAACGCUUGGUAUAUGACAACGCGCGUAAAGCACGCUCUGCACUCAAAGUUAGACAUGAAGCACUGGAUGCAAGGCGGAAGGCUAUGAAAACAGAUUUGGAAGACAGAGAAAACGCCGCUAGAUUAGAAAAACGAAGAAAAACCGCGACCGAAGAAUCAAGGCAGGCAAAGAUUGAACGUCUGAAAGAAGAGACAGCACGAAGACGUGAAAAAAUGGGAAAGGGAAUAUAUGGAAGAAAGCAAGGAGAUAAGUCAUAG
Paraglomus brasilianum is the source of this 462-nucleotide messenger RNA. The record is from the annotation of a GenBank genome assembly. NCBI's taxonomy places the organism in Eukaryota, Fungi, Glomeromycota, Glomeromycetes, Paraglomerales, Paraglomeraceae.